GAUGAGUCGUCAUGAUCGAUUUGGUGGCAAGAACCUGAAGGAAACCCCUCACCGGCGUGCACAGCAAGACAUCUCUUAUUAAAAUCCGGAUAAAAGGGCGAUUGACAGCCAGCGAUUCGAAACCAACUAACUACGAAACAGCCACAAUGUCGGCAACGGUUGCCUCGCUCUUCUCCCUCGGCGGCAAGACCGCCAUCGUGACAGGAGGAACCAGGGGCAUUGGGCAGGCCAUGGCCUUUGCCCUUGCAGAAGCUGGUGCCGAUAUUAUCUUGAUUCAGAGGGAUGACUCGAACACCUCAACUCGCGAUGAGAUCGUCAAUCGCAUUGGCAGAAAAGCUUGGAUCCACGUGGCAGAGCUGUCAAAUCGGGAAUCGAUCAAGAGUGUCAUCCCAGCCCUGACCAGCCAAGGUCUGAAGCCAGAGAUCCUGCUCAACUGCGCCGGAAUCCAGCGGAGACACCCAAGCGAGAAGUUCCCGGAUGAAGAUUGGGACGAGGUCAUCCAAGUUAACCUGACGUCCGUCUUUACGUUAUGUCGAGAGUUUGGCGCCUAUCUGUUGGCGCGAGAUGAAUCAGAAUUCCCAACGGGUCGUCGGGGAUCUAUCAUCAAUGUCGCCUCUCUCCUCACCUUCCAAGGAGGCAUCACGGUGCCUGCAUAUGCAGCAUCUAAGGGAGGUGUUGGGCAACUGACUAAGGCUCUCUCGAAUGAAUGGGUGGCGAAGGGUAUCAAUGUCAACGCCAUUGCCCCUGGGUACAUCGCCACAGACAUGAACACUGCUCUGAUUAACGAUGCCAACCGCAAUGCUGGUAUCAUGGCUAGAAUCCCCGCUGGCAGAUGGGGCAAACCAGAGGACUUCAAGGGCGUGAUAGUGUUCUUGGCAAGCCAAGCGAGUAGCUAUGUCUCAGGGGAAGUCAUCUGUGUUGAUGGUGGUUGGAUGGGACGGUAAAAAGUAUUACGUCGAUGAUUGUUCGUGUUUUCUUUUCAUUCUUCUUCCACGAAUUUUCUUUAUUUGUAUGCCAUUUGCCGUGUUUAGAGCCCUAUUGCAAGUCAUAGAUGGAAUGUACAGUGAUGAUUCUGAGACAGCUACUUCACACCACCACACAACACUAUCAUUAGCAUUUCCCUGUCAAUAUCUGAAGGAUGCUAUUAUCAGGUCACUCUUGCCUUAGCC
Molecule: messenger RNA, 1169 nt
Organism: Aspergillus ibericus CBS 121593
Lineage: Eukaryota; Fungi; Ascomycota; Eurotiomycetes; Eurotiales; Aspergillaceae
Product: putative 2-deoxy-D-gluconate 3-dehydrogenase
Exons: 3
Coding region: 147-944 (265 amino acids)
Molecular function (GO): oxidoreductase activity, acting on the CH-OH group of donors, NAD or NADP as acceptor
Source: RefSeq, a predicted model, not a curated record